Messenger RNA from Entamoeba histolytica HM-1:IMSS, 1191 nucleotides. RefSeq names its product aminotransferase, putative. The record is from RefSeq and is a predicted model, not a curated record. The transcript has a single exon. The coding region runs from base 1 to 1191 and encodes 396 amino acids. Lineage: Eukaryota; Evosea; Mastigamoebida; Endamoebidae. Gene Ontology annotation, biological process: biosynthetic process. Gene Ontology annotation, molecular function: pyridoxal phosphate binding.
AUGAGUAAAUUCCAAUUUGAUACACUUCCUUGUCGUAUUGGGACUGACUCAUUUAAAUAUGCUGUUCGUCCAUACCCUAUUAAUGAGAAUGUUCCAUUACAUCCCCAUUGGGUUGCUGAUAUGGAUUAUCCAUCAUGUCCAGUUAUUAUUGAUGCCAUAACAAAAGCAGCUGAGACAGGGAUAUACGGAUAUUCCAAUAUCCCCAAAGACCUUUAUAAAAUUAUUUCACAAUACUUAAGCAAACAAGGAUGGGAAUUAAGUGAAGAACAUUUAAAAGAAGUAAUGAUAUUAUCUCCAGGAGUAGUUACAGGAAUAUCUGUUGUUUUAACUUCAUUAACAAAUGUAGGAGAUUCUGUAAUGUUUCAAAUUCCAUCUUAUCCACAUUUCUUUGAAUCAGUUGAAGGUAUAAAUAGGAAAGUAGUUAAUAAUCGUUUAGUUCAAAAAAAUGGAGUUUGGAGAAUUGACUUUGAAGACUUUGAACAACAAAUUAUUUCUGAAAAUGUUAAAGCAUUUAUAUUAUGCUCUCCACAAAACCCAACAGGAAGAGUCUUUGAUAAAGAUGAAUUAGAACAAAUGAUCAAUAUUUGUAAAAAACAUAAUGUAAUUAUUAUCAGUGAUGAAAUUCAUUGUGACUUAUUAUUAACAAAACAACAUCUUCAUACUGCCUCAUUACCAAAUGCAAAAGACAUAACUAUUACUAUGUUAGCUCCAAGUAAAACAUAUAACAUUCCAGGAUUAUCACAAGCCUUUAUGAUUUGUGAGAAUGAUGAGAUGAGAACAAAAAUUUUCCAUGUAGCAAGUGGAUUAUCUAUUUGUUGGGGAAAUUUAUUUGGACAUAUUGGAAUGAAAACAGCUUAUAGUGGUGAAUGUUCUGAUUGGUUAAAAGAGUGUCUUGAGUACAUAAAAGGGAAUGUAAAACUUAUUACAGAAUUUAUUCAAAACCAACUUCCAUCAAUUCAAAUUACUCAACCAGAAGCAACAUACUUAUUAUGGAUGAACUUUUCUAAGUAUGGAAUUAGUUCAGAUAAAAUUGAUGAUCUUCUUGGUCAACGAGGUAUUAUCUUUAACCAAGGUAAGGCAUUUGGAAAAGGAUUUGAUUUAUUUAGAAGAUUUAAUAUUGCUACUUCAAGAAAAGAAAUUCAAAGUGUCUUAGAUUUAUUAUAUGAUGCAUUUAAACCUUAUGAAAAAUAA